AUGGAUGCGGUAUGGUUAGGCCCAGGGAACCCGAAUAGAGUUUUUCUUCAUGACCAAAAAUCCGACCUGGCAACCGCCGCUCUUGCUUCACGGACGUUCUAUUUUGCGGUCGUGCCACGGCUUUAUGCCCACAUCAAUUUUUCGCAUGUAUCAAAUGGAUCGAGAGUAAAAUGGGUGAAAACUAUUGCACUUUGGACUCGUACAUUGAACUCGAACAAGUACCUUGCCAGCUUGGUUGAAACUUUGAAUCUGCAUGUACCCGAAUCCGAUCUACCUGUACUAUAUCGUCGUAUACUGGGUGCUCUGUUAGCUUGUGUCAACCUGCAAGAACUCGAAAUAUGGCACGCAUCUCAUAAUACGCCGGUGUCCUGGAUAUUUCCUGAGCAACCUACAUUUGCGCUGCACAAACUGGUUUCUUAUAUACCGGCGUCUACGGGGAUAGCUCGUGUCCUCGAAUCCCAACCGUCUAUUCGCACACUUCGACUCGAGACGUUUACAUUACGAUUGCCCAUUAGUCGUGGGAGUCUUCCUUACUUGACACAUUACGCUGGGCCCAGUAAAUUGAUUGUUCAAGCACGGGCACAGGGUGAUGUCUGGGAACAUCUUGUCCAUGCCGAGCUUCAAGAUGCUUAUCGACCAAUGACUGGGAUGCUAGAUGCCAUGCCCCAUUUGAAAUCACUCGAUAUUGUUGUCGCAGGAUGGACCAGGGACGCUUUCCAGGAGAUUGCAAAGAAAUGCCAGCAGCUCAGCUGCCUCACCAUACGAGACGCAAACGGACUAUUCCAUAGUUGGCAAGACGGUCGGCUCAUCCGGUUCGCAACAACACCCAGCUUCAUGGCGGGUUUAUCGGCGUUCGAGCAUCUUUCGUCCCUGACUAUCAAUGCGCCAUAUCCUUUAUAUCACGGGCGUGCUCCGGCCAGUACUGAGAAGGCCCAGCUGAUGGCGUGGCACACGCACUGCCCUACUCUGCGCCAUUUUGUUUCCCCAACAGGCCUCGAAUGGGUAUUUAUUCCCGAUUCAUCGGCGACCUCAUCGGCGGACGACGGACCAGCGGGUCAUUGGCUCGUAAUAGGAGGAGAUACCACUCUUUCUCAAAAUAGUGGUACCUUUGCCACUGAUCCUGGAAUGUUCGGCAUGCGACGAGCGGGCGACAUGAGAGAAAGAGCGAGUGAUGACAAUGUGGAUGAGUUGAUUGCAAUUAUUGAGCGGCUAAAUCGCGAGCAUAUAGCCGAUUUCACUAACAAGCUCCAGGCAUUUCAAGAGACCCGACUCACAUCGUCAGAUGGUGGUAUCUUCCUCAAUCGCCCCAUCACCAUGGUAUCUGAACAGCCAGUUUCCAACCGAAUUUGUGUCAAUUCUGUUGAAAAAGACGCCCUCAUAGAGUCUAUAACGGUCUUUCCGUCUAAUCGUGCUGAAAUAAAACGUCGGGUGAACUUGUCCUUAAAAGAGAGCAAAACCACAUCCAUAUCGGGCGACUACCAUCUGUGUAUCAAGGCUCCAUGUCAUGAUCAACUCCGCGCAACCACGACCGCCAUCAACAUUGGCCGUACGCUCGAUAUCUUGCGGAACGAGGGGACUACUGUUCAAGAACUAUCUGAGUUUUGUAGGAAUUAUGGCCGAACUCUUGACAGCAAGAGCAUCAACAUCGAGGGUGUUCAGCGCGUCUUAGAUUUACCUGGUCCCCGGCAACUUGCAGUCGUCAAAAGAAUCCAAGAGUUGCAUGUUGAAAUCACCAAAGUGCAGGAGGAACUCAACGAGGUUACUUGGAGAGCCGGGCGUGGGACGGCGAUUACCGUAACGGUCUUGGCCGAAACGGGUGACUCCGUUGAACUCCUGUUAACGUAUGUCGUUUCUGAUGCAGCUGGACUCCUCUACAUGACGUGCGCGCGUCUAUUGGGUGCGUUGGGGGCUGGACCUACAGCAUAUUCCCCUCCACCACCAAUGGUACUCCAUCAGGCUUACUUCGCAACUGCGGGAGUGCUUAAUCCUACAUUUGACAUUCCUGGACAGAGGGACAUCCGAGUGGCGGGGGAAGUCACAAAGUUGUUAUCACCGUACUCGAGCUUGAGGCCGAUUUGGAAUGGGUUUUAUUCUAUGGAUAAUAACUUUGCCUCCAAGGGUCGAAUCCAGGUAUCCCCGAACGGGUCAUUCAAGAUUCCCUCGGGCAUUGACUCUGCCCUGCAUGUAUCAUACUCGACAGCCAAGACACUCAAUCGUAAGAUUUCACAGUCAGGUUUUCCAUUUAUGGCCAAAGAAAAGCAGUCCGUCUCUGUCCAGUCCCAGACAAUCAUUAUUCGUCAUGCCCGGUCUUGCCGGUCUCUGUACGAGUUCUGGAUCAUAUCCUCCGUCAGCACAUACGCAAGUCUCGAGGUCCACGUCAUGAUUUCAAUGGAAUUGAACACCGUUGUAGGACCUACGGCAUGGUGGAACAGCGGUUUGGACGGGGAUAAAGGGGGGCAAUAUUCGUGGAAGAAUCCUCAGAAGGGUCUCAGGAUGCGAUGGGCGCCUUUGGAAGUCGACAACAGGGGGACAGGUCGAGUGGAGCUUGAGCUGCAAUAUGCCACCUUCUGGCGACGUCGAAAUCGAGCUUUCGCGGAGAGCCUCUCCGCCGGUUGA
Molecule: messenger RNA, 2616 nt
Organism: Rhizoctonia solani
Lineage: Eukaryota; Fungi; Basidiomycota; Agaricomycetes; Cantharellales; Ceratobasidiaceae
Product: F-box-like domain-containing protein
Exons: 12
Coding region: 1-2616 (871 amino acids)
Source: RefSeq, a predicted model, not a curated record